Drosophila subpulchrella is the source of this 1906-nucleotide messenger RNA. RefSeq names its product esterase B1. The coding region runs from base 99 to 1817 and encodes 572 amino acids. NCBI's taxonomy places the organism in Eukaryota, Metazoa, Arthropoda, Insecta, Diptera, Drosophilidae. The record is from RefSeq and is a predicted model, not a curated record. The transcript is spliced from 6 exons.
UUUCGGUUUGGCGCUGGCGCGAUACAGUCCGCAGCUCGUGGCCAUAUCUGUGUAUAGCAAAUCGAUCGGAUCGCGCCUGGUGAACUAGUCUAUUCGAUAUGCACAAGAACCUCGGCUUUGUGGAGCGCCUGCGCUGGCGCCUCAAAACCAUCGAGCAUAAAGUCCAGCAGUAUCGUCAGUCCACCAACGAGACCGUAGUUGCCGAGACGGAGUAUGGAAAAGUGCGGGGUGUCAAGCGAUUGUCGCUCUACGAUGUGCCCUACUUCAGCUUCGAGGGUAUCCCCUACGCCCAGCCGCCGGUGGGGGAGUUGCGGUUCAAGGCCCCGCAGAGGCCCACCCCCUGGGAGGGGGUUCGGGACUGCAGCCAGCCCAAGGAUAAGGCCGUCCAGGUGCAAUUCGUCAUGGAUAAGGUCGAGGGAUCCGAGGACUGCCUCUACCUUAAUGUUUAUACCAACAAUGUGAAGCCCGAUAAACCCCGUCCGGUUAUGGUUUGGAUCCACGGAGGUGGCUUUAUCAUUGGCGAGGCCAAUCGGGAAUGGUAUGGCCCAGACUACUUUAUGAAGGAAGAUGUUGUCCUCGUCACCAUUCAAUAUCGUCUCGGAGCCUUGGGUUUCAUGAGUCUAAAGUCCCCGGAGCUAAAUGUACCUGGAAACGCUGGCCUCAAGGAUCAGGUGUUGGCCCUCAAGUGGAUCAAGAAUAAUUGCGCUAGUUUCGGGGGAGAUCCCAACUGCAUCACCGUUUUCGGAGAAAGUGCAGGAGGUGCUUCGACUCAUUACAUGAUGAUAACCGAGCAGACCCAAGGACUAUUCCAUCGUGGUAUCUUGCAGUCGGGCAGUGCCAUUUGUCCUUGGUCCUACAAUGGGGACAUCACCCAUAAUCCCUACAGGAUAGCCAAGCUGGUUGGCUACAAGGGCGAGGACAACGACAAGGAUGUGCUGGAGUUCCUCCAGACUGUGAAGGCCAAAGAUCUCAUACGCGUCGAGGAAAAUGUGCUGACCCUGGAGGAUCGAAUGAAUAAGAUUAUGUUUGCCUUUGGGCCCUCUCUGGAACCAUUCUCGACGCCCGAGUGCGUGAUACCCAAGCCGCCAAAGGAGAUGAUGAAGACCGCCUGGAGCAACUCCAUUCCCAUGAUGAUAGGAAACACUUCCUACGAGGGACUACUGUGGGUGCCGGAGGUCAAGAUGUUGCCACAGGUGGUGCAGCAAGUUGAUGCUGGCACUCCUUUCAUUCCCAGGGAACUGCUGGCCACGGAGCCCAGCAAAGAAAAGCUGGAUUCGUGGAGUGUAAAGAUCCGUGAUGCUCAUCGCACUGGAGCAGAAAGCAACCCCGACAAUUACAUGGAUCUCUGUUCGAUUUACUACUUCGUGUUUCCGGCCCUGCGGGUGGUCCACUCCCGUCACAACCAUGCUGCUGGAGCCCCUGUAUAUUUCUACCGAUUUGAUUUCGACUCCGACGAGCUCAUCUUCCCCUACCGCAUUAUGCGAAUGGGUCGUGGUGUUAAGGGCGUGAGCCAUGCAGACGAUUUGGCCUACCAAUUCACAAGUCUGCUGGCCCGUCGAUUGCCCAAGGAAAGUCGCGAAUACCGGAACAUUGAGCGAACUGUGGGUAUCUGGACCCAGUUUGCAGCCACGGGAAAUCCCUAUAGCGAGAAGAUCAACGGAAUGGACACUCUGACCAUAGAGCCAGUUCGAAAAUCGGACGAGGUCAUCAAGUGCCUCAACAUAAGUGAUGACCUGAAGGUUAUCGAACUGCCCGAGUGGUCCAAAUUGAAAGCUUGGGAGAGCCUAUAUGAUGACAACAAGGAUUUAUUGUUCUAGUGCGAACUGUACAGCUAAAUAAUUAUAUAGAAAUUGUAUAUAGGACAAAUGCUUUAUAAAAUAUAUUAUACUAUUUGCUUGUUCAAGAA